GGAAUAGGGUUACUUCGUGCAGAUGAAGCAGCAGUGCAGUGUCUGCCACCGCUUUCUGUCGCCAUCUGACUUUGGGAAGGCAUGGACGGGUACCGACGGCUCGAUCUGCCGACGCUGCAGCCGGGUUAUGACCUGCCGCUCGUGCCAUGAGUGGCUCCCUCUGUCCCAAUUCGCUAGUAAAGAGCGCGCCAGAAGAAGCCCGCAGUGUGUUGCGUGCCACGAUAGCGUCGAAAGUCGUGGCGGCACGGAGGACCUCGACUUGAGUCUGCGGACCCACCUGCGGCAUCGGUUUGCUGCGGCGUGUGCGUUGGGUCAGCAUGGGGUGGCCAAGGGAAAGGAGAUCCCUACGCUGCCCAAAGAGGUCGUAGACAAGGUGACAUGAGAAGCUGUUUGUGCUGCAGGUGUUGGUCUCUCACUACUGGUGUUGCUGUGUGUUUUCGUUCAGGUGGUUGGUUUUGUGUAUACGCCCUGGAUCAUCGAGUGCCUCGAUUGGAUCCACUGUAAGUGAACACACACCUCACACCGUGGGGCCCGGCCAGACAUCCCUCGGACCGUCGUUUUGCUCUUUCCUUCAGGUACCCUGUGCAGCGACCAGUUCACCAUCCACCAGACCUCCCUGGCUGACCACUUGGCGUCUAAGAAGCACACAGACCUGCUCGCGGCCGUGGCGAGCGGCAGCAAGGUGCCCAUAUGGCGGUGCUCUGCCGACCUCAUGAGGCGGUUGCGAGAUGGGCUGGGGCUGACGGGGCGCUUCUGCGGGCCUGACCAGGUAGAAACCGCCCUGGCGCUGAGGUCGGUAGCUGCCACCAGGAUCCCCAGGCACUUCUUCCCCAAUGGUGAGUACGAGAGAUACACCACACCACACCGACGAACCGCAACACGCUCGUGUGUACUCAUGAGAUGUGGCGUCUUGUGUGCUGUGUUGUGUGAGUGCAGCUGCACGGCGGAAGGAUUGGUGCACGGCCGAGCAGUACGCCGUGGCGUUGAGCGCCUUUGAGACGUCAAAGGAGGCCAAGGCGCGGCGGGCGAUGGAGGAGAAGGGAUCAGUUAAGACGAGACGGUGGCAGCGGGAGCAGCAGUGAUGGGGGGAUAGAUGAGAUGAGUGGCAGGUAGCGAGGGAGAUGGAGAUGGGGGCUCUGAAGGGGCUGUCCGUGUCACUGACACACAUGGGUGAACACUGGCUUUGGUAGUGCUGUCGAGUACGUGUCUUGCC
Vitrella brassicaformis is the source of this 1213-nucleotide messenger RNA. The record is from the annotation of a GenBank genome assembly. Lineage: Eukaryota; Vitrellaceae.